CAAUAGUGAAGAGGUGGAUCAGUGGGACCGCGAAGUCGCGCGCUCAGCGAGAGAUGUUGAUGGCUGUUGUUGACGAGUCUGCCCAAACUACUACGUACCGCGGCAGGGCAACCACCGAAAGAUCUUUGCCGGCGAUUCGUGUAAGAGAAUCGAAUAGUGUUGGUGAGAAGUGUCUGUAGUGUCUAUCGUGCUUUUCGCGUGUAGCAGCGUGAAGAGUCGCGGGUGCGCGUGAUAAACUAACGAAUUUACAACGGCGGUUCGUCGUUGUGUGCCAACGUCCGUCCCCCGAAGCGCGCAAAGGGAAACUAGCAAAACGACAAGCAAGCGAAAAGAUGCUGCCUACGAAGAAUAAUGAGAACGCUUAGUACAGCAACGAGCCACACCGGAACACAAGAUUCGUACGCGGGGACGAUCGCCGGAUGUUCACACCUGGCCGGAGCGGACAGUUAAAUCCCCGUCGGAUGCGUACGCGGAGGCCGCCGGGAGGUCACUUCUAACCGGCUGACACUUUUCUGCGGUAGCAAAAUUGCUACUACUAAACGCGCGUUUGCCUUGUCGGGUGCACAAAAGAAACAAACCCAACCGAGAGGUGAAUGCACAACGGUGUGGUGGCUGUUGAGCGACAGCAGCUGUCGUUCGCCGGAUGAACCAAAUGACCGAAACCUUUCCAUCGUUGGCCAUCGGCGGUGGGGCCGGCGGCGACGGCGGCGGAGGAAUGGCGGCCGCUGCCAUCAAGCAACAACAGCAACACCACCACCAACAUCACCACCAGCAACAACAUCCGCCCCAUCAUCAUCAUCAGCCGCAACAGCAGCAGCAUCAUCAGUCACUUCAUCAGCAACAUUCAUUGUCCGCGAUGUCCAUCGAGAAGCUGGUGCGCGUGGGUUACUACGAGCUGGAGAAGACAAUUGGCAAGGGAAACUUUGCCGUCGUGAAGCUUGCCUCCAAUGUCAUAACAAACUCAAAGGUCGCAAUUAAAAUAAUCGAUAAAACAUGUCUGGACGAGGAAAACCUGGCGAAGACGUUCCGCGAAAUAUCGAUACUGAAGGUGUUACAUCAUCCGUACAUCACGCGCCUGUACGAGGUCAUGGAGUCACGCAACAAGAUCUACCUGGUGACGGAGCACGCGGCCCAGGGCGAGAUCUUCGACCAUCUGGUCGCGAACGGGCGCAUGAGGGAGGAAGAAGCGGCCCGCAUCUUCUCGCAGAUCGUGGCCGCGCUCGACUACUGCCACCGGAACGGGAUCGUGCACCGGGACCUGAAGGCGGAGAAUGUCCUGCUCGACACGGACAUGAACGUGAAGCUGGCCGACUUCGGCUUCAGCAACACGUUCGUGGCCGGCCAGCCGCUGCGGACGUGGUGCGGUUCGCCGCCGUACGCCGCGCCGGAAGUGUUCCAGGGUGUGGAGUACGAUGGGCCGAAGUCGGACAUCUGGAGCCUGGGGGUGGUGCUGUACGUGCUGGUCUGUGGCGCUCUGCCGUUCGAUGGUAGUACGCUGCACGAUCUGCGUAGCGUGGUGGUGGCGGGCAAGUUCCGGAUACCGUUCUUUAUGUCGCAGGAGUGCGAGCAGCUCAUUCGGCACAUGUUGGUGGUGGAACCGGAGCGGCGCUACUCGCUCAAGCAGAUCGCGCACCAUCGCUGGCUGGCGCAGCACAACUCGAUCCCGCUGCUCGACUGCGGCGGUGAUCUUGGUGGUGCGGGUGGACAGCAGCAGCGCGAGACGGCCGAAAACCUGGACACGAUCGUGAUGACGCACAUGCUGCAGCUGCCCGGGUUGACGGCGGACAUGAUCGCGCAGUCGGUGCACGAGAAUCGCUUCGAUCAUAUCUACGCCAUCUACUACCUGCUGGUGGACAAGCUGCGCCAGAAGCGGAAGGAGAAGGGGCGUCUGCAGCAUCAUGCCAGCUUGGCGUACUCGCGAUCCCGGAAGACGAGCAUCACGACGGGCGUCGUCGACCGGACGGUGGAGGUGAUCAAGAACGACUCGCUGGAGCGGUUGAGUCCGCUGACGAGCGUCGGUUCGACCAUACUGAACAUAUCAUCCGGACUGGGCGGCACGGAGGACCUGGAGAAGUACGACCUCGACACGGGCACCGUAUCCUCCUCCGCCACGGCGCUAUCGCCGUCGUCGUCCUCGGCGCUGUCCACUGCCGCCGUUACUCCGGGCUCGCUAGAACCACCGUCCUCCGGUGAGCACUAUCUCUUCCCACCGUCGUGCACCAAUGGGGCCGGCGGAGGGAACACCCGGCGGCACACGGUUGGUCCGGGCGAUGUCGCCCACGAGCAGGUCCUGGUCAACCCGAACGUGGUGCCCAUCAACUUCAAGAUUGGUGCCGGUGGUGGCACGCUCGAGCCGCCAACGCCCAACGUUCCGAUCAAUAUUCCCUCGCUGCAGAACCAACCGAUCCACAAUCUCACGAUCAAGGAUCAGCAUCUCCUAAAGCCACCCACCGUAAUGGGUGCAACAAGUUCCUUCGGACGACGAGCGUCGGAUGGUGGAGCCAAUCUGCAGAUCUACUAUCCUUCGUCUUCGACGAACUUCCACGACCAACAACAACAACACCAUCAACAGCAGCAGCAGCAACAGCAACAACAGCAGCAGCAACAACAACAGCAACAGCAGCAGCAACAGAUCGGAGACGGAUUCACGUUGGGCCAGGUACAAGGUGCGAACAACGGCUGCACAACACUGGUCGUCGAUCAUCUGAUGCUCCAGACGCCAAGUAGCGAGGGAACCGACGAUUCCAAUGACGAAAUUCAAAGAUAUAUGCAUGGACGGGGCUGUACCAAGCGUCACACCGUCGGCUGUACGGACGAUCUGCCGGCGGGGACGGGCUCACCGAUGGAUCCGCCGCAGGCUCACUCGCCCGCACCCUCCACGGGCGGAGGCGCAGGAGGAGGAGGAGGAGGAGGAGGAGGAGGAGGUGGCGGCGGUGCUGGCAGUGGCGGAAGAACUCGCCGUACCGGUCUGCUGACCGUCAUGGAACGUCCACCCGUGAUAAGUCCGGACCUAAUACGAGAGGUCGAAGCGCGUAUGAACCGGGACUAUCUGCCACCAUCGUUGCUGUCGUCUUCCUCCUCCUCCGCCGGAGGAGCAGGUAUCGCUGGCGGUGGCGGUGGGUCGGCACCUUCGCACGCGGUCAGCACGUCGAUUGGUUCGGCUACGGCCUUGUCGAAUCCCCGGUCGCCCGAAUCCGGUCCACCGACUAUGAUGAUGAUGCUACCGUCGAUGCAAAGCCCACCGUCGUACCAUUACGCACCGGUGACCACCGGCGGGGCUGCUCUGCUGCUUGGAGGAGGAGUAGGUGCAGCACCGACCGGGACAACGGGCGGCGCUCCGGUGCAGCCACCACCGGCUCACCAGCCGCAGCAGCCGACGCUACCAUCGCCACACAGCGCGCUGUGCAAUCGACGGUACACGCGAACCUGUAAGCUACCGACGGUGCAGGAAAUCGGUCGCUACAGUCCGGUUCGGAGAGCCUCGGAGGGUUCCCGUAUAACGUCGCAGUUCCAAGGCCCAUUCCAAGAAUGUCAACAGCUGCAAAAGGGGCUACACGCCGCAGCCAUGGCCUCCUCCUGCGCACAGCAACCACAUCAACACCAACAGCAGCAGCAGCAGCCGCGCAACAACUUGCUAAUCACGCCGAGUCCCCCGCUGGCGGACAAUUCGGUCAGUUUGCCCGGUUCACCGAUGCACUGCAAGCCGUUCGUGGACGGCAACUACCAUCAUCUUCAGCAGCAGCAGCAGCAGCCGGACAUUAGUGUGCCGCACGAGUUGCUCCUUACGAUCGUGCCAACGUUGGAGAAGCUGGUACUCGAGAAUCGACUGCAGAUCGAGACGGCAAACAGCAUCAUGGCGACGCGCACGAUGCCUUACGAGGUUGGCCAUCAGCUGGGGAUAGUGCCUCGCGCUACCGGAACUGGCGGUUUCGUGCUUGGUGGUGCUGGCGGGACACUGGAUGUGGGCGGAUUGAACCUGCAGGUGGCACUGCAGCAUAGUCAGAGUGUGUCACCGUUGAGCUCCACGUUGCGGCACGGUGGAGCUGGUGCCGGCGCUGGCUAUCCGGGUGUUUCGAGCCGUCCGACCGGUUUGCUCACGCUCGGUGGAAUGCAGCCUAGUUACGCCGGCGGUGGUACGUUCGGCAAUCCGUACGGUGGAAUGGUGGGAGGAUGGACGUCGGCAGGAGGUGCUGCUGGAGCAACAACCAGUACGGGAUUGUGCCAUCUUUCGGGUUUGGAGUACCCAGGUGGAAGCAACAGCAACAGCGGAUGCCCUUCGCCGGUGUACUACGCCAGCGGUUGCUCGUCGCCAAUUCUUCCCGGGCCACCAGCUUCGAUCGUGAGUGGCCUGGGAAGCUCUAGCACUGGAGGUGGUUCUUCCAGUGGUGGCGGUGCAGCUUCUCCGAUGCAUCAGAUCACCCGUGGCAUUAGUACGCUGAAUACGGGUGGUGGGAGCACGUCGAUGGCGGGCGGCUCCAUAACGCGCGGUACAUCGUCAUUCUCGCCCUCCUGUAACGAACCGCUCGAUCUCAGCAUGGACAUCGUGAACAGCGUUGAACUGGACUUCUCUGGCCGGUCCGCUUACUCUGGUCCCACCACGCCGGUGAACUACUUCGACACGGGAGUAGUGAAACCGUUCGGUGGCGUACUGCUGCCACCGCCGCCACCACAAGCAAUGCGCAUUUCCGCCUGCACACCGCCGACCUCACCCAAUCUGUGCAUCAUCCAGGAAGAACAUCCGGUGGCGGCGUUGUCGGGCGUGGGAGUCGCAUCCAUUCCGGCCGCAUUCCGGAGCCACUCGGCAAACGCAUCGCCGGAGGAUCUCACCUUUCAGCACACGCAUCCGCAGAUUUGCCUGACGGACGUUCAGGGCAGCGAAAUAACGCUGGUGGCGCUGUCCGACUCAAGUCAUGGGGAUAGUGAUGAUUCGCUCAACUGUCCGACGGCAGGCAGCACCAGCGGUGGUGGUGGGGCUACAACGAGCGGACUCGGAUUCUCUGGCCUACUGAUUACCGAGCCAUCGAGCGACAUGCCAUCGAUAACGCGCGGCGUCGGUCGGAAGGCGAGCCUAGACACGGAAAACAACUCGACGGCAACGACCUCCGGCAGUUGUUCGGCCAAGUUGGAUACGUCCGACAUCAGCGAGUCGUACGUUCGGCGGGGUAGCGACAAGUCGCUCGGCUUCAGCGACGAUAGCCUGAGCAACGACUCCAACCCGUCGAACCUGUCACCCAGUCAGGAACCGUCGGCUGCCAGCUCCGGCUUCAAGAGUGCCGACUCGUACUCUGAACAAGACACGGCUCGGCUCAGUCCCGACUCACUGUGCGAUGGUGCGAAAAGUGCCGACGAGUGCUACGAGCUGCCACUUCCACAGGAGUGCUCCACCCUCGACUCGGCCCGCAUCCUCGAGAUGGUCAAACGGACGCUCGACUCCACUAUGCCCGCAAAAGGCUGCGUGUACGGAACGAAACCGCUCGCGGAUGGACAGCAACACCAGUUGUCAGCUCUUGGAGGGGCGGGGGCCAGGGUAACCGGUCCGUCCACGGUUGUCCGACCGGCAACUCUUUCUGCGACGGAAGGAGGUACAACUUCCUCCGUAACAUUAUCAUCAUCUCUCAGUGCUGGUACUGGACGCGGGCCAAACGACGUAUCCGAACCAACGGGAUCGAACCUGAACCUAGAGUUUUCCGGCGGACUGCAGAUCGAGCUGCAGGUGUACGAGGGUCGCAACGGAAAGGAUAGCAGUACAACCAACAAGGGCAUUAAACUGCGCCGGAUCUCCGGCGAUCAGUACGAGUAUGGAAAACUGUGCCAGCAGCUUAUCACAUCGCUAACCGUCUAGCACGAAGGGAACGGUUUGUUUCGAAGCGAACACGAAACAAACCAACCUUAACCAUCCGGAGCAAAGCAAGAACUACCCAACCUACGUGUCAGUUCGACCUUUGUCGUAAUGUUUUUAAUCUCACCAGCAUUAGUUCCGUUCGUUCUACGCAGGCUAAUUUUGCGGUGUGGCUACUUUUAUUUGAGCAUGUAUGUUUUACUUGCAAAAUUGCACAUUCGGAAAGUUUUUUUUAGGGGACAGGGACAAUAAUUAUUUUAUUCAUAUUUUAAUGCAAUUUGUUUUCGAUUCAAUCGUUUUAUUGAGCAGCAGGGGAAAGGCUUUGAUUUGAUUUCAAACGAUUUUAAUUGUUGCACCAGACUGCCGGUGGGCUCGUUCCAUCGCGAUAAGAUAGUAUC
Anopheles coustani is the source of this 6237-nucleotide messenger RNA. RefSeq lists its product as uncharacterized. The transcript is spliced from 7 exons. Gene Ontology annotation, molecular function: ATP binding; protein serine/threonine kinase activity; tau-protein kinase activity. The coding region runs from base 644 to 5842 and encodes 1732 amino acids. Gene Ontology annotation, cellular component: cytoplasm. The record is from RefSeq and is a predicted model, not a curated record. Lineage: Eukaryota; Metazoa; Arthropoda; Insecta; Diptera; Culicidae. Gene Ontology annotation, biological process: intracellular signal transduction; protein phosphorylation; microtubule cytoskeleton organization.